Moneuplotes crassus is the source of this 2621-nucleotide messenger RNA. The record is from the annotation of a GenBank genome assembly. Lineage: Eukaryota; Ciliophora; Spirotrichea; Euplotida; Euplotidae.
CGUACAUAGCAAUGUGGAUCUUUAGAUGGAUUUUAUACCUAGCAGUGGCUAUAACUGCUAUAUGUCUAGCUUUACUAGAAAUUACCCAUCCCAAAUACAACGGAAAGGUCAAAAUAUCCUCAAAAUACGGAAAUGUGACUGUCUAUAGAACUGACGAUGGUAUUCCUCAUAUUUAUGGAGAUAAUAAAGAGGCAGCUUACUUCGGAUUAGGCUACAUUCAAGCACAAGAUAGAUUAUGGAGUUUCCAAAAGUUCAGACUCCUUGCUAAAGCACAGCUCUCUGAGUAUUUUGGUGAUGAAGGAUUUCCAAUAGAUUACUUCUUCAAGCAAAUGAAUCUUGAUUAUCUCGCCCAAGUCGCUGUUCGGAAUAUUUCUCAAGAGUUGAAAGAAGAUAUUAGUCUAGUAGCUGAAGGUAUCAAUGAGUACAUAAAAACGCAGCCUCUUCCUAUUGAAUUCUGGAUCUUAGGAGUAGAUUGAGCUCCAUUUACCCUCACUGACAUUCUGGAGAUAGAAAAACUUAUGGAUUUUGCAGUUUCUUACAACCACCAGAUGGAGCUUUCAAGAGAUUUUGUUUUUAAAUCUACCAAUUCCUCUACAGUUGCCAAUAAAUACAUGCCUUUUGAGGAUAAAUAUUUCAGAAAUAAUCAGUACCCAACAUUUGAUGACGAACAGAUCAAGAAAUUAGGCCUUUUCGAGAAGGACGGCCUUAAGAACAGAGUCAAGAACUUCAAGCCUAGACACACCAACUACAAAAUUUCUAAGAAAGAUAUUUAUGAAGAAGUUAAGGAAACCUUGGGAAUGGUUCAUUUUGAUGGUAGUAAUGCAUGGGCGGUCCAUGGGAAUUAUACGGAGAGUGGAAAACCUAUCUUGUCCACUGAUCCACACCUUGCUUCUUCUCUCCCUUGAGCCUGGUUCAUGGGUGAACUUUCUUAUGAAAACGUUACAAGGGUUGGAGCUUUUUCAUUUGGACAGCCAUGGCUCAUGUUCGGUCGAACUGAUCAUAUCUCCACUGCAAUCACGGCGAUUCACAGUGAUGUAAUAGAUCUCUAUGAAGAAAAAGUAACUGGAGAUGGGUUCUACGAGUUUGACGGUGAAUUAAUCCCUAUUAAGCAACAGAAGGAUAUCAUCAAAGUUAGGGAUCCUUUCGCUCCUUCAGGCUACAGAAUUGAGGAAAUCAUCCUAAAUUCCACUCACCAUGGACCUCUGAUAGAUGACCCUCAUGAUGAAAUUUACAAAAUUUUGAAGAGACUUCCAUUUGGAGCAUUUAAGAAAAAUAAUUUAGCUAUUUCUUGGUCUGGAUUCCAAGGUAAAUCAACCUAUUUCGGGAAUAAUAGGUGCCUAAAUCUUGCUAAAGACGUUCCAGAAGGAAUAGAGUGUUUCAGAGAACUUGGCACAUCGAAUUUAAAUAUCUUCAUGGCUGAUAGAAAAGGCAAUAUUGGAAUGAUCCCUUCAGUCAGUUAUCCAAUUAGGAAGCAUCCUUACGCAGGAGCCUAUGUUCAGGAUGGUAGCAAGAGCGAAAAUGACUGGCAAGGAUUCGUACCUUUUGAUGAGCUUCCAAAAGCAAUUAACCCAAAGAGAGGCUAUAUAGCUAAUUCUAACAGUAUGCUUACUACUACGAAUGUGAAGUACGGAGUUGGAGCAACCAUGCCUUCACCUCCAAGAGUUGUGAGAGAAGCACAGUUGAUAGAGGCUCAGAUCAAAUCAGGAAAGAAGUUUACAGCCAAAGAUAUGCUCAAGAUCCAGUUGGAUACUGUUGAUCUAAACGCAAGAGAAAUGCUGGUGAUGCUAAAAGAGGUGAUUGAUGUCAGCUGGCCCAGAAUCAUGGAGCAAUUCAAUAACAGAGAAUUGAAGAUCAUUCUUAGCAAAUUCAGAAAACAUUUAAAUGAUUGGGAUGGAGACUACCACGUUAACAGUACUCAGGCUUCUUUGUUCGCUCUUUGGGAAAUGGAAUACCAUGUCAGUUUAUUACAGGAUCAAAUUCCUCAUAGCGUCAUUAGAGAAACAAUGAUAAAUAUUCCAGAUAGCGAUUUAUACUUAAUGGAAAUACUCGAGCAUCUGAUGAACGAUCCUACUUAUUAUAGUGAGUAUUGCCAGUCUAGCAUCACCAUCUACGAAAAGACUUAUGAAAUCAAAAGUGACAACUGCUUAAUGAGUCUUGCUUACAACGCAGUCAGAGCCUGGAAGAUUUUAGAGAAAACAGUAUCUAAAGACCCUAACGAUUGGAAGUGGGGAUCUCUUCAUAGACACUACUAUGAUCAUUUCCCUUUCUCUAUAAUUCCAGGGUUCAAGCAGAUUUUCCAUAGAGAGGUUGAAGCAGGAGGAUCUAGAAGAACAGUCUCGUUUGCUUGCUAUGAUUAUUACCUGAACAACAUGGAAGAUGAGGUGUUCUUCAAAUCAAUUUUCUCUGCCAACUUCAGAGGAGUUAUUGACAUGGCAUCUUACGAUGAUCCUGAGAAGUAUCCUCUCUACAUGUCCAUAGACACAGGGGCAUCCCAGCAUGCAUUCUCCAAGCACUAUUUUGACAUGAACAAGAUCCAUUAUUCCAAGGAAGGAAGAAUCAUGGAGAUCGGCAAAGAUGUUAUUGCGAAGAAAGCCACGUAUAAAUUUGAAAUUGAAGUUUAG